This is a messenger RNA of Pogonomyrmex barbatus (red harvester ant), 1614 nucleotides long. It is a transcript of the gene Mgat3, whose product is annotated as beta-1,4-mannosyl-glycoprotein 4-beta-N-acetylglucosaminyltransferase. Gene Ontology annotation, cellular component: membrane. The record is from RefSeq and is a predicted model, not a curated record. Gene Ontology annotation, biological process: N-acetylglucosamine metabolic process. Lineage: Eukaryota; Metazoa; Arthropoda; Insecta; Hymenoptera; Formicidae. Gene Ontology annotation, molecular function: beta-1,4-mannosylglycoprotein 4-beta-N-acetylglucosaminyltransferase activity.
GAGCAUCACGGGGUCCUGGUGAGAUCAUCGUCGAAGGCGUCGUCGCUGUCGUCGCCAUCGUCAUCGUUAGACAGCAUUAUAAUGCUCAUGGGAUUGUAAUUUCAACGAAGAUGUCUCAGAUAACGAGCAAGAUUUCUCUCCAGGAAUAUAAGAUGAGAAAUUGAAUUAUUUGAGCACAGGGAUUGGUGCCAUGCAGGUCCGUCUAGAUGGGAAGCUGGCGUUGCUGUAUACUCUAUUGGUAUUACAAGUUCUGAUUGUUAUGGUCUACGUAGCCACAACUCCGCCAGCCGAGCUAGCUGUAUCAACGACUCGUGCAUCCGUCAGUUUUGUCAAGUUCGAGGCGUCACAGGAAUUGCACGUGAGUCAGGGCAAUCGUAAAAAAUCACCAAUCUACCAGACAAUCAAUAGGGAGGUAACAUUGAAGGAUGUCAAGACGUUUAGAUUGUUUGAAGUAUACAAUCGUACCGUAUGUUGGAAGUUUGGAGUGGACCAGCAUAAAAUGAAAAGCAAUGAGCAUUUGGAAAAAUGUAUUUGCAAUCACGGGUGGCACGGCUUGGAUUGCGGACAGCCAGAAGUCGUGUGGAGAGCGAUCAUGGCGUCGAAGCAAAAUGUCAGUCUAAAACGUCGUAAGACCGCCAGACACAUUAUUCAUACCUUUUUCUUGAGCGACUACAAUUCGGCGAUUGCCGAAGUAAUAGUAGAGGAACUCUACAAUGUGGUGGAUCUUUUCGUAAUUUGCGAUUUCAACAACGCAGAGGACAACUUCCGUCAUAAGUUAUCUAAGGGAUUGCUGCAGCGGGAGCAGAAGAAGAUUUUAUACAUCAACGUGGCGUCCAAGUCUCGUAAACCAUCUAGAAUAAUAUCGAGAUAUGUUUGGGAUAAAAUCAAGACUGUGGUGCCGAAUUUAAAAGACGACGAUAUCUAUGUAACAACAGAACCGGAGCAGAUACUGAAUUCCAGGGCAUUAAUGUUCCUUAAAGUGUAUGAUGGUUGGCCUCAGCCCAUUGGGUUUAGAUUAAGAUGGUCGAUAUACGGCUUUUUCUGGCAGCAUCCACUCAAGACAACGAUCACGCUCGGCGCAUAUACUGUCGGCUUGAUGUGCAACGCCUAUCAAUCCAACUCGCUUGUGCUGCGACAGCAGUUGGACGGAGAUACCAGUGAAAGAGAUAUUUUAGGAUUAGUCAUAGGAGAUUUGAAUCACUACGGCGGGUGGUAUUGCAAUCUGUGUCAAGCGCCCGCAAAUAUUAUUAUCGAUCUUCGCAAUAAAGUCCAAUCUAAGGAGAUUUAUAUCGAGAAGACUAUCGAUGUACCGUUCGUCGAGGACCUAAUAGGUAGCGGACUAUGGUUGGACGGUAAAACGAGUCUUCUAAGAGUCUCUAAGUCCAGGGAUUCCUACUUCGCGCCAGAAACGAUUCUCAACAAUACAUGGAAGUACGACUGGCUGGUAGAAAAUUUUUACGCUAAAUUAGAUUAUUACUGACGUACUGGUCGCACCCGACUGUGAUAUUAACUCAUACUCAAUACUCAAUGUACACUAAUGUAAUAUUAUAUCGAAUUUAUACACUAAAUAUUACGUUGACGAAAUAUAAAUGUUAAAUGGUUUAUACAUAUAAC